Messenger RNA from Sclerotinia borealis F-4128, 633 nucleotides. The record is from the annotation of a GenBank genome assembly. NCBI's taxonomy places the organism in Eukaryota, Fungi, Ascomycota, Leotiomycetes, Helotiales, Sclerotiniaceae.
AUGUUACCACGAUUACUUCGAAGCUCGAGGGUAUUCCCUAGAUUGAGGGUCAACAAUUUAAACAAUGCGAGGAAUUUGAUACAGAGGAGAACGUUGAUUGCGGCGCCCAAAGCUGGGGGCGGUCCGUUGAUGGAAAGAAGAGGGGAUCGGGAAUUACCUGAGCCCGAUAGUGGCAUGCGCUGGAUUGCCUCCGUCCCCAUUUUCCUCGUCGUUCUCAUAUCCAGCACUCUCGCCAUCUUCAACUAUCAAAAAUCGUCAUCCUCUGUCGUAUCCUCUACACUCUACGCCCUACGCACAUCACCCAAAGCGCGCGAGUUCUUGGGAGAUGAAAUAUAUUUUGCGAGCAAGAUGCCGUGGAUUUGGGGCGAGAUGAAUCAAUUGCAUGGCAGGAUUGAUAUACAGUUUGAGGUCAAAGGGACGAAGAGGACCGGGACAAUGAGGUUUACGAGUACUAGGGCGACGAGACAGGGGAUGUUUGAGACGACAGAGUGGAGCUUGGAGGGUGGGGAGGCGGAGGAGAAGGUGAGGGUUGAUCUUUUGGAUGGAGAGGAUCCGUUCAAGGGGAUUGAGGAUGUGGAGGAGAGGUCGGCAGAACCUGGGAGGGGUAGUUAUGCACCGACUUUGUCGGGGUAG